AACCAACCAAUCAGCUUCACUCUUCAUUUCACCUCCAUACAUUAUCACACUCCACAAUCCUCAAAACACACUUUCAUCAUAACUUAACCAGAGAGAAAGAGAGAGAGACAACAAGAGAGAGAGAGCAAGAAUGGCGUACAGCGCGUGUUUCCUGCACCAGAGUGCACUGGCCUCCUCCGCCGCACGAUCAUCAUCUUCCUCCUCAUCCCAACGCUACGUGUCACUCUCCAAACCCGUCCAGAUAGUGUGUAAAGCCCAACAGCCUCAUGAAGACGAUAACUCCGCCGUCUCUCGCCGUCUCGCUCUCACACUCCUCGUCGGCGCCGCCGCCGUUGGUUCCAAAGUUUCUCCCGCCGAUGCCGCCUACGGUGAAGCUGCAAAUGUGUUUGGAAAGCCAAAGGCGAACACAGACUUCACGGCAUACAGUGGAGAUGGAUUCAAAGUGCAGGUGCCAGCAAAAUGGAACCCAAGCAGAGAGAUUGAGUAUCCAGGACAAGUCCUUAGGUACGAAGACAACUUCGACGCCACUAGCAAUCUCAAUGUCAUGGUCACUCCUACCGACAAGAAGUCCAUCACUGAUUACGGUUCUCCCGAAGAGUUCCUCUCUCAGGUCAAUUAUCUCCUAGGGAAACAGGCUUACUUCGGUGAGACUGCCUCUGAGGGAGGCUUUGACGCUAAUGCAGUGGCAACAGCAAACAUUCUUGAGACAAAUGUUCAGGAAGUUGGUGGGAAACCCUACUAUUACUUGUCGGUGCUGACAAGAACGGCUGAUGGAGACGAAGGAGGCAAGCAUCAGCUGAUCACAGCCACUGUGAAUGGAGGGAAGCUUUAUAUCUGCAAAGCACAAGCUGGAGACAAGAGGUGGUUCAAGGGAGCCAACAAAUUUGUCGAGAAAGCAGCCACUUCUUUCAGUGUUGCUUGAAUGAAAGCAACACAACAGAACAAUGCUCUGCUUUCUUUCUUCAUUUGUCUCUUGUAAAAAAAGGAAAAUGAAACUGAGCUUUCUAGAACUAUCAAGAUGAUUCUCUACCUUUGCGGCUUCACUUGUUUACUUGUGAUAACAGACUCUCGUUUUCCAUUCUUGAUAAAAAAAAUUAUAUUCGGUA
Eutrema salsugineum is the source of this 1106-nucleotide messenger RNA. Its product is annotated as oxygen-evolving enhancer protein 2, chloroplastic. Gene Ontology annotation, biological process: photosynthesis. NCBI's taxonomy places the organism in Eukaryota, Viridiplantae, Streptophyta, Magnoliopsida, Brassicales, Brassicaceae. Gene Ontology annotation, molecular function: calcium ion binding. The record is from RefSeq and is a predicted model, not a curated record. The transcript is spliced from 4 exons. Bases 131 to 922 code for a protein of 263 amino acids. Gene Ontology annotation, cellular component: photosystem II; extrinsic component of membrane; photosystem II oxygen evolving complex.